UAUAGAGAGAGAGAUGUAAAUCGCACAGGCAGGGGUCGGCUGCACGCUCGGCCCUUGGGCAGCAGCGACGAUGCACCCGGGACGGACGGACGGACGGACGGACAGAGGGGGAGGUGUGACCUGAGGGUUUGUACUUUGACCUUGUCUCGGAGGCAGUUAUGGGCUUGUGCCCGCCCGGAUCUGCCCCACCUCCCUUCCCAGAAGCCAUAAAGCACGAAGGGAAAGGGAAUUUUGCUCUCGGUUUCAGGUCCCUUGUGGGGCUGCGCUGUUGUCUCCCCCUUCCCAGCCCCACGGCGGGGGGCAGGAGCGCAGCACCGCAGCCCACCCCUGCCAGGAGCGAUGGCUGCCUGCACCCCAGCAGGCAGGGCUGUGAAAGCGGAUGGGAAGGUGCUGGUUUCCUCACGCCCCUGCCUCCCUCGCGUCACCUCUGCCCUGGCUCGUGCUGUGAUUUUCUCCUGUGCCUUUCUCGUCCCUGAGCUGGAGGGCGCCCAGUUCAGGGUCUUGGGACCCGACCAGCCGGUCACUGCCGUCGUGGGAGAAGACGUCGUGCUGCCUUGCCGCCUCUCCCCGAGGCUGAACGCCGAGAACAUGGACGUCCUGUGGUUUUGGUCCACAUCCCCCUUCCACGUCCACUAUUACCACAACGGGCAGGACGACUACUCCUCCCAGAUGCCCCAAUACCGGGGGAGGACAGAGCUGUCAAAGGAGGGCCUCUCUGUUGGGAACGUUUCCUUGAGGAUCCUCAGCACCCGGCUGAGCGAUGAGGGACAGUACCAGUGUCUCGUCCAAGAUGGGGAUUCUUAUGAAGAAGCCUCUGUGGAGCUGCAGGUAGCAGACUCCAUUUUCCCAAAGGAAUAUCCCUGGAAGGUGGCUUUCUUCGUGACCCUGGCUGCCUGCUUCGCUUCCCUGGUUGCCUUCCCUCUUUUCAUCUCACGGCUACGAGCCCAAAGCAGAGAACUAGGGAAACGCGAUGCCGAAAUCCAGAAACAUGUCUCGGAGCUGCGGUGGAGAAACGCCUUUGUGCCGGUGGAAGAAGUGCACGUCACGCUGGACGCGGACACGGCGCACCCAGAGCUCAUCCUCUCGGAUGGUGGGAAGAGCGUACGGUGGGGAGUCACGCGGCAAGAGGUGCCAGAUAACCCCGAGAGAUACGACACCGACCGCUGCGUCCUGGGCCAGGAGGGAUUCACCUCCGGGAGAUACUUCUGGGAUGUGGAUGUGAGGAUGGAGGAAGGAGGGUUCUGGUCAUUGGGGGUGGCCAAGGAGUCCACGGAGAGGAAGGGGGAGAUCGAUCUGGAUCCUCGAAACGGGAUCUGGGCUAUUGAUCACUGGUGGGGAGAGUAUUGGGCUGUGACCUCCCCUGAGCGCACAGUUCUCAGCCUCACAAAGAGACCCCGGAGGAUUCGGGUCUCCCUGGACACUGAGGUACAGAAGGUAGCCUUCUUCAACGCUGACAACAAAGAUCUGCUCUACACCUUCCCACUGGGCCCCUUGAGUGGGGAGAGGAUCCGUCCCUGGUUCCAGGUGGAGCUGAACACCCAACUCACCCUGAGGUCACCUCCUUCGCCCCCACCCGUCCCCAGCGAGGAGGAGCCUCUGCUCCCUUCCUGCAUCCCCCUGCCGACCCUCCCCACGGGACGACGGGCCCCGCGCACGCCGACAGCAGGACAUGACCAAGACGGGGAAAUCCACGCUGCUGUCCACGAGCAGCCAUGAUCAAUGCCCAAGGCUCUGCCGGCUGCGUCGUGCCACCAGGGCGCCCCGAGACUCUCCCAGGGAAGCCAUGGCGGCCCCCCCACCUGAGCAGAGCUAUCCCCGCUCCUGCUGGAGCCUGCGACAAGAUGUAGCCGUGGCUAAGGCACAUUCGCCUCUCCUAAGGUGAUGUCUCCAAGCAAGGCGCUUCCGCUGAGACGCCCUUGUGCUUCUGCUACGGGCAGAGUCCGACCCAACCAGGCUGUUGGGACCCGAGGGCGUCAGAACCCCCCUGAGAUAGGGAAGAGAAACCCCCCAGUGCCAGAACCGAGAUGAGAGUCUGGGGAGAAGGAGCCGCACAUCUCCACCCUCUUCCUCUCUACUUCACCUCCAGCCCCCAAGGCCUCAUCAAACGGGGCCAGUUGAAGGGGUGGCGGUGGUCUCUGGCCAGGCGCUCAGUUCCUGACAUCUACCACCUCCCCACGCAUUCCAAUGUACUCAUAAAAUAGGCUUUUUCUAUAAAAAUUCUCUCCUUGA
Phalacrocorax carbo (great cormorant) is the source of this 2229-nucleotide messenger RNA. The record is from RefSeq and is a predicted model, not a curated record. NCBI's taxonomy places the organism in Eukaryota, Metazoa, Chordata, Aves, Suliformes, Phalacrocoracidae.